This is a messenger RNA of Parascedosporium putredinis, 1566 nucleotides long. NCBI's taxonomy places the organism in Eukaryota, Fungi, Ascomycota, Sordariomycetes, Microascales, Microascaceae. The record is from the annotation of a GenBank genome assembly.
AUGGACCACGACAACCGGGCCGCAUGGCCGUUCCGCCAGCAGGCUUGCUCCUUGACCACCGAGACCCAGCCCAGCCUCAGCUGGCAGAAGUGCGCCGCCGGUGGCUCUUGCUCCAACGUCUCCGGUUCCGUCACCAUUGACGCCAACUGGCGAUGGACCCACACCGUCUCCGGCUCCGAGAACUGCUACGAUGGCAACAAGUGGAACACUGCCAUCUGCACCAGCGGCCUCACCUGCGCUACCCAGUGCUGCGUUGACGGCGCUGACUACGGCACCACCUACGGUAUCAAGACCAGCGGCAACAGCCUCGACCUCAAGUUCGUCACCAAGCACCAGUACGGCACCAACGUCGGUUCUCGUGUCUACCUCAUGGAGUCCCAGACCAAGUACCAGAUGUUCAACCUCCUCGGCAACGAGUUCACCUUCGACGUCGAUGUCUCCAACAUUGGCUGCGGUCUCAACGGUGCUCUCUACUUCGUCGCUAUGGACCAGGAUGGUGGUCUCUCCAAGUACUCCAGCAACAAGGCUGGUGCCAAGUACGGUACCGGUUACUGCGACGCUCAGUGCCCCCGUGACGUCAAGUUCAUCAACGGUCUCGCCAACUCUGCUGGUUGGGAGCCCUCUUCCAACGACGCCAACGCUGGUGUCGGUGGCCUUGGCAGCUGCUGCGCUGAGAUGGACAUCUGGGAGGCCAACAACGCCGCCACUGCCUACACUCCCCACCCUUGCACCAACAACAGCCAGCACUCUUGCUCCGGCAACUCUUGCGGUGGUACCUACUCCGACGACCGCUAUGGCGGCACUUGCGAUCCUGAUGGUUGCGAUUUCAACUCUUACCGCCAGGGUGACAAGACCUUCUACGGCAAGGGCCUCAAGGUCGACACCGCCCAGAAGAUGACCGUCGUCACCCAGUUCCUCACCAACUCGGCCGGCACCCUCUCCGAGAUCAAGCGCUUCUACGUCCAGAACGGCGUUGUCAUCCCCAACUCCGAGUCCACCAUCCCCGGAAACCCCGGUAACUCCCUUACCCAGGACUUCUGCGACAAGCAGAAGGCCGUCUUCGGUGACGUCGAUGUCUUCAACGCCCGCGGUGGCUUCAAGAAGAUGUCCGAGGCCCUCGCCGCCCCCAUGGUCCUCGUCAUGUCCCUCUGGGACGACCACUACGCCAACAUGCUCUGGCUCGACUCCACCUACCCCGUCGACGGCACCGGCUACGGUACCCAGCGUGGCCCUUGCGCCACCACCUCGGGUGUCCCCUCCGAGAUUGAGGCUUCCGUCCCCAACAGCAACGUUGUCUUCUCCAACAUCAAGUUUGGCCCCAUCGGCAGCACCUUCAACCAGCCUUCCACCGGCGGCGGCAGCAGCACCAGCAGCACCACCGCGCGCGCCACUGCCACCUCCUCCACCACUAUCCGCACCUCCACCACCUCCACCUCGGCUGCUCCCGCCACCACCGGCGCUGCCCGCUGGAGCCAGUGCGGCGGUAUUGGCUGGACCGGCGCUACCACUUGCGCUUCUCCUUACACUUGCCAGAAGCAGAACGACUGGUACAGCCAGUGCUUGUAA